AAAAAAAAACAAAUCGAAACGUUCCCUUCCUCGUCUGAUGGCUACUCCAACGCCCGGCCAAGGGCUUCCUGGAUCAAAUAAACAUCCGCCUUUACAAGCCAGCGGCGCCUCGGGACUGACACCUUCGUCUCUAGGAAGUCAGCAACAUCUGUCAGCAUUUUCCUCUCCAUUCCCCUCGCAUGCAGGCAAAACGGCGCCUUCACCGGCUACUGCACAUGCGUCUAUUGCGGGCGGCGCGGGUGCAGGAAAGUCAGUGCCCUCGCCGGCAUACCCUUCAGGGCAUCCUUCGACGGGAGGCAAGUCUGCACCGUCACCGGCAGGAAUGACCGCGCAUCCUUCUCUUGGGGGGAAAUCAGCGCCGUCGCCAGCGAAUCUAUCCGCCUACCCAUCUAUUGGCGGGAAAUCAGCCCCAUCUCCAGCCAGUCAUUUCGCCCAGCGUGGUCAUAAGCAUGCUACAUCUACUCCGAAUGCUGCAGCUCUCACAUUUGAUUCGCCUUCUGCUGCUGCAUCUUUGGGACUAAAUCUCGCCGGCAUCGGAACACCGAGUGGAAUGGGAGGGCUUGUAAACGCCAGAAGCGAUGAAGAGGAGAGAGCAAGACGAAUUGAAGCUAUUCUACAACUUCUUAGGUCUCGUCCGGGCAGGGUCAGCGAAGAAGCCGUGGAAAGACUGGCCAAGCGAACUGGGUUGGACUGUCUAUGGGAAGAAAAGACACUGAGCAUUGCCGGAAGUGCACUGCUCGUGGAUCUUGAUUUUCAAAAUCAUAUUGUCGACCGCGUUUCGCUCUCCCUCCCAGGAUCCUCUGACGCCGUGUCUGUUCAUGCGCCCAAGGCCUCUGCAAUUCUUUACAAGGACCUUAAGCCCGAAGACGGCUCAUCGAGUCCCAUAAAUACUACAUUAAAUAAGUUUGCGGACAACUUGGAGAGACUGGCAAAACUCGACAAACUUAGUACCCCUGAAGUCAAUUGCUUUGAGGCGAUCGCAGGGGUGUAUACGAGUUUACGAAGGAUAUUCGAGCAUGAAAAGAAGCAAUCAGGGCAGGAAGCUGGCGAGAAGAUGAAUCCCGACGAAGAAGUCGAGCGGCUGGUCAUGUGUGAAAAGAGCGGCCGGCCCAGGAUGCACGCUGGAAAGCGUGUAGGACUGGCCCUGGAAUACUGGAUGGAUCGACGCCGCGUGUCUACGUCGCGGAAGCGAAAGGCUGAGUCUGGAUCUGACGAAAUGGACAUUGACAGCAUCGAAAAGAGUCGCAACAAAGCUCAUGACGGAACUUCCUACGAUGGAAAUAUAUGGUCUGCAAUUAUUGAGUGCGAACACUCCCCGGCAGAACUGUACACCCCUAUCCGGAUCUCCAAUGACUGGGUCUCACAGCGUAUUGAACGGCCAUCUGAAGAACAGGACGAACUUUUCGGCCCGGAUGGGCCGACGAUAGACUGGACUGAGCCCGCACCAACUUUCGUCUCUGGACCUGCCGCUACUCGAACUCCUGGCGCUGCUUCCAGCAGUGCUCCAGACCCCAUGGACACAUCUGGUCAGAAUAUGAGCAAGCUGCCCGACGUCCGCUUUGUGGCCCGUCUUGAGCCUCCCGUGGUCGUGCCUCUUCAAAAGGCUGUAGAAAUAUACGAUUCCGUCGGGCUGGUCAUCCCACAAGAAUCCAUUCAACCCACCACACUAGACGGGCUGAUUCUCCCGCCCGAUCCGUCUGAAGUUCACGGUGCCGUUCACGGGGAAGCAAGAUAUCUCUCCAAUUCGAGGGAAGUGUUGGGUUUUGAUGGAAGCGGAAAAGAACAGCUGAACAGACACGACUAUGCGCUCUUCGCGCACAAAUUGGAUUUUGGAAGGGUCGUGGACGAAAUCCCGUUUCGCCAUCCCAUGGAGUUGAUCAAUAUCUUGCCCAUUCUGAGACAGUAUGCUCUUACAACAACACUGUUGAAGCGCAGUUUUGAAGGCGGCAAGGGAUCAAACUGGUCUGCAACUGGUAAUGCCACCUUAGGAGCAACAGGCUCUCUCUCAGGCAGUUCAGGUCUCCCAUCAACGCAACAGCAGCAGUCGACCAACGCACGAUUACAAUUGAGCCCGGAAGACGAACUUGCCGCCCUACUGGACGGUGAAUCUCCACUAGACGCUCCAUCUGCUCUUCCGUCUUCAUCGCCUUCUCAUCUCUCCCGUUCAGAUCCAAAGUCCGCCGUACCAUCCGCCUCUUUGAAUAAUAACAGUGUGGCGGCGACGCGUCACCUAUCUAUCGAUGUAGGCCUUAGCAUGCAGCCGCAUCCUAACUUCACCCUAGCAUUUAGCAUUCCCGUUGCCAUCCCUCCUCCUCCUCCUCCUCCUUCUCCUCCUUCGCCUGCUCCGACUCGCGCAAUAUCUGAACGACUGGCAUAUGUCCACCUCAACGUCCUUCCUGACGCUGUGAUCCGCGCAUCCUAUUCUUCUGGCGCCGACUCUGCUCCGUCCUCCCGGGCAAUCAAGAAGGACAGCGAAGCUGAGGCAGACAAGAAAAGCGAAGAAACCACAUCAUCUUCCUCCCCAAAGCCCUCGCGUCCGUUGGUGUCUGAUGAUGAAAUUACACGUGUGUGUAGCGUCGCAGAGGAUUUUGGAAUCCUGGUCGAAUAUAUCAGGUGGAAAGCUCAUCAGGUUUCUUUGUCGUAGCAGCUUCCCGCUUUUUCUUCUUCUUCUUCUUCUUCUUCUUCUUCUUCUUCUUCUUCUUCUUCUUAGGGCGUGCAUUGAUUUGAGGCUCAACUGGGAAGGAUCGCGUGUCAUGGGAUUUUAAAGGGAAGUGUAUUUAUUAGAACAGAGCGUUUUGAAAAUUCAUAAAGAGCACAGUA
Messenger RNA from Xylona heveae TC161, 2820 nucleotides. RefSeq lists its product as hypothetical. NCBI's taxonomy places the organism in Eukaryota, Fungi, Ascomycota, Xylonomycetes, Xylonales, Xylonaceae. The transcript has 3 exons. The record is from RefSeq and is a predicted model, not a curated record. The coding region runs from base 38 to 2644 and encodes 868 amino acids. Gene Ontology annotation, molecular function: transcription coregulator activity. Gene Ontology annotation, biological process: regulation of transcription by RNA polymerase II. Gene Ontology annotation, cellular component: mediator complex.